Messenger RNA from Ramularia collo-cygni, 267 nucleotides. RefSeq lists its product as uncharacterized. NCBI's taxonomy places the organism in Eukaryota, Fungi, Ascomycota, Dothideomycetes, Mycosphaerellales, Mycosphaerellaceae. Bases 1 to 267 code for a protein of 88 amino acids. The transcript is spliced from 2 exons. The record is from RefSeq and is a predicted model, not a curated record.
AUGAGAAAAAACACCAGCAUGUCCCAGAUCAUUCGCCAUGGUGUGCUCAGCAAUACAGCAAGGCUCGAGGAGACGGCUUUGCUUGGCUAUUCUAGGCGCCCGAGAAUGAUGGUCAAGACGACGACUCGUUGUGAUCCGUUGGUCUGGGUGGAUGGGUUGAUAGAGCAUCAUAAUCUAUUCGUCGCCAUCACAUACCAGCACGCCUUUGUUUCACUGUUCUCCACUGUCGCGCCUUCAGCUUGCUCUAUGGAAAGUCGCUGUCGAUAG